This is a messenger RNA of Cyclopterus lumpus (lumpfish), 1931 nucleotides long. RefSeq lists its product as uncharacterized. The coding region runs from base 223 to 1686 and encodes 487 amino acids. The transcript is spliced from 2 exons. Lineage: Eukaryota; Metazoa; Chordata; Actinopteri; Perciformes; Cyclopteridae. The record is from RefSeq and is a predicted model, not a curated record.
UUGAUUUCUGAUUCGAAGCCUAAACACAAUGUAAACUAUUACUGUGUUACUCUCCACGAUCCUGAGAACUUUGUUGUGUGUGGAGAAAAAAAGGUUUUACAUCAGUAAUAUUUGUAAACACAAACAUUAUUCCAUCUAUUCAUCAUACUAUAUGAGCAUUCUACUUUGGACUUUAUUCACACUUCCUUCAUAAAUACUAAACAAUCAAUCAAUAACAAAUACAUGAUAUGGUACCCUAACAUAUGGGAGGUGAACCAUAAGAUAUGGUACCCUAACACUACCAUAUGGGAGGUGAACCAUAAGAUAUGGUACUCUAACACUACCAUAUGGGAGGUGAACCAUAAGAUAUGGUACCCUAACAUAUGGAAGGUGAACCAUAAGAUAUGGUACCCUAACACUACCAUAUGGGAGGUGAACCAUAAGAUAUGGUACUCUAACACUACCAUAUGGGAGGUGAACCAUAAGAUAUGGUACUCUAACACUACCAUAUGGGAGGUGAACCAUAAGAUAUGGUACCCUAACACUACCAUAUGGGAGGUGAACCAUAAGAUAUGGUACCCUAACACUACCAUAUGGGAGGUGAACCAUAAGAUAUGGUACCCUAACACUACCAUAUGGGAGGUGAACCAUAAGAUAUGGUACCCUAACACUACCAUAUGGAAGGUGAACCAUAAGAUAUGGUACCCUAACACUACCAUAUGGGAGGUGAACCAUAAGAUAUGGUACCCUAACACUACCAUAUGGGAGGUGAACCAUAAGAUAUGGUACCCUAACACUACCAUAUGGGAGGUGAACCAUAAGAUAUGGUACUCUAACACUACCAUAUGGGAGGUGAACCAUAAGAUAUGGUACCCUAACACUACCAUAUGGGAGGUGAACCAUAAGAUAUGGUACCCUAACACUACCAUAUGGGAGGUGAACCAUAAGAUAUGGUACUCUAACACUACCAUAUGGGAGGUGAACCAUAAGAUAUGGUACCCUAACACUACCAUAUGGGAGGUGAACCAUAAGAUAUGGUACCCUAACACUACCAUAUGGGAGGUGAACCAUAAGAUAUGGUACCCUAACACUACCAUAUGGGAGGUGAACCAUAAGAUAUGGUACCCUAACACUACCAUAUGGGAGGUGAACCAUAAGAUAUGGUACCCUAACACUACCAUAUGGAAGGUGAACCAUAAGAUAUGGUACCCUAACACUACCAUAUGGAAGGUGAACCAUAAGAUAUGGUACCCUAACACUACCAUAUGGGAGGUGAACCAUAAGAUAUGGUACCCUAACACUACCAUAUGGAAGGUGAACCAUAAGAUAUGGUACCCUAACACUAACAUAUGGGAGGUGAACCAUAAGAUAUGGUACCCUAACACUAACAUAUGGAAGGUGAACCAUAAGAUAUGGUACCCUAACACUACCAUAUGGGAGGUGAACCAUAAGAUAUGGUACCCUAACACUAACAUAUGGGAGGUGAACCAUAAGAUAUGGUACCCUAACACUAACAUAUGGAAGGUGAACCAUAAGAUAUGGUACCCUAACACUAACAUAUGGAAGGUGAACCAUAAGAUAUGGUACUCUAACACUAACAUAUGGGAGGUGAACCAUAAGAUAUGGUACCCUAACAUAUGGAAGGUGAGUCAUAUAAUAUGUCACUUGUUGAGACACUUAAUUAAUCUUAUAGUUAAUUCAAUUUAAUUCAGGUGCUGAUGAAGUGACAGCAGAGUCAACAGGUCAAUGCAAACAAUAAUGUACGAUAUCCUAUAUUACGUUAAUAUUAAUAUACCAGACUGGUGUAAACUGUCUAUUUAUUACGGUGACUUUCUAUACUUAUCUGUAUUUAUUUCUGUCUUUGUGCGGCUGCAACGACCGAUGUCCCCGCUGGGAUCAGUUAAGGUCUCAUCUCAGUUCCAAACAGGAAUAUGUUGAUGGUAACUUUCUUU